Messenger RNA from Habropoda laboriosa, 2080 nucleotides. RefSeq names its product gamma-glutamyltranspeptidase 1-like. Gene Ontology annotation, cellular component: plasma membrane. The record is from RefSeq and is a predicted model, not a curated record. Gene Ontology annotation, biological process: glutathione catabolic process. NCBI's taxonomy places the organism in Eukaryota, Metazoa, Arthropoda, Insecta, Hymenoptera, Apidae. The transcript has 11 exons. Gene Ontology annotation, molecular function: glutathione gamma-glutamate hydrolase. Bases 33 to 1766 code for a protein of 577 amino acids.
GCGCUCUCUGGUACCACGUUUGCUCGCGCAACAUGAUCGGACCAAGCAAAAAGAAGAUUUUACUAAUUGGGGUGAGCAUCGUUGUAAUUCUAGCUGCCGUGAUAACGAUAUUAAUCUUUACGCUGGGUGGAAGUUCAGAAAAUGGGAAGAACCCGAAGGGUGAUUCGUACCUCGGUGUGUACGGAAAGGGUGCAGUGUCGACGAACGGGCAAGAAUGCGCGGAAAUCGGUGCGACCAUGUUGGCCAGAGGUGGCUCAGCCGUGGAUGCGGCCAUAGCCGCCCUCUUAUGCGAGGGAGUCGCAUCUUUGCACAGCAUGGGACUAGGCGGUGGCUUUUUGAUGACCAUUUGGGAUUCGUAUACGAAAACUGCUGAUUAUUUGGAUGCCCGCGAGACAGCACCGGCCGCCGCGCACCGGGACAUGUUUAAAGGCGAUCCUAACUUAGCAAUGUACGGUGGUUUAGCGAUUGCUGUACCCGGCGAAUUGCUUGGAUACUGGGAAGCCCAUCAGAGAUAUGGAAAACUACCAUGGUCCGAUCUGUUCCAGCCGACUAUUUCUCUCUGUACGACUGGAUCUCGCGUAACUAAAUACCUUUCUUCAUAUUUGAUUAGCAAAGAACCGUUGAUAAAGGCGGAAAAAUCAUUGGCAGAAAUCCUCAUAAACCCCGUUACCAACGCGACGUGGAAGGUAGACGACAGAAUAAAGAGGCCACGUUUGGCAAAGACGUUGCAGUUGGUUGCAACACAUGGCCCUCAGAUAUUCUACAAUGGCAGUAUAGGAGAUAAUUUGGUCGAAGAAAUCCAAGCUUUCAACGGCACGGUGACAAAGAAGGAUUUGCAAAAUUACAGAGUAAAGUGGGCGAAACCAAUCAAGUCGAAAGUUGGAAAUCUAACGUUCUACACUGCACCGCCACCAGGUUCAGGAGCGAUCCUAACGUUCAUUAUGAAUGUUCUCAAUGGUAUCGUACCCAAAGCAGAUCACCGAAUUAUGUGGCAAACUAUCAUCGAAACUUUCAAAUGGGCGUACGCCCGUAGAACCGAGUUAGGUGAUCCUAACUAUGUCCAUAUUGCUGGCGUCCUUGAUAAUUUAACGUCUAUCGAUUAUGCGAACACGAUUCAAAAGAGAAUCAGCGUUCAUGGAACGAGUAACAAUCCAAAAUAUUACGGUGCUGUCACUACCACGCCGGAUGAUUCCGGAACGUCUCACGUUUCUGUCUUAGCUCCCGAUGGAUCGGCCGUAUCGGUAACAUCGACCAUAAAUCAAGUUUUCGGGGCAAUGAUACGUUCAAGAUCGACUGGAAUAAUAUUUAACGACCAAAUGGACGACUUCAGCUCUCCAAACAUAACUAACGGAUUCGAUCUGCCACCUUCACCAGCCAAUUACAUUCAACCUGGUAAAAGGCCCAUGAGUUCUAUGAGUCCGACGAUAGUUCUGGACGAAAGUGAAGACGUUCGUUUGGUAAUCGGUGCUGCAGGAGGCACCAAAAUCACCAGUUCAAUCGCAAUAGCAAUGGUAAUGAAUCUUUGGUCGGGGUAUAAUAUAAAAGAAGCUAUAGACGAGCACAGAAUUCAUCAUCAGCUAUUCCCAAUGAACGUUCAAAACGAGCAAGGAUUUUCUCCAGAUGUGUUAAGUUAUUUGUCGAGUAUUGGACACAACGUCACUACGUAUUCCGGAAUUGGAAGCGCUAUUACUGCUGUGUCGAAAGAGCAGGGCAGGAUAUAUGCUGUCUCGGAUUUUCGCAGAGAAGGAAGAACUGCUGGCUUUUAAGUUGUUAAUGAUCGGUUGUUCGUCGAUCGAUGAUACGCGUAAACGAGAUGACUUAGUUAGUGUAUACAUAGAUAAGGAAGGAACUAUCGACAACUGUAUGUGCCGCGGUAUUAUUCUAAAUGAACGACGUUUUGUCUUUAGAGUGAUUUUUUCACUCCACGUCUCCGGAAUAGAUGUCUGUUGAAUAGACAUAACGCGGAAAUUUUAUCCACAAAACGUAGAAUAAAUAUUGAUAAGAUAGUGAACGUUAGAUUGGUUUCAAUAAGUUACAAAACUGUCGACAAAAGUAGCGUUUAAUUAAGUACUCUCGAAGA